AUGCCAACGAAGUCGAAUAAAAAGAUUCAAGGACCAAGUCUUUAUAAGACUUUCGUUGAUGCUUAUAUGAAAGCUCGUCCAAAUGAGACUCGAGCUGCAAAAUUCUAUGAUGCACAAGUCGAAUGGAACGAAAUCAAAUCGAACGAAGAAUAUGUGAAAGAAAAAAUCGAAGAAUAUUUAGAAAUUUAUAAUUCACUAGAUGAAACAGUGAAUGAAGAUUUCGACCAACCAACGUCUCCAAUUGAACCAAAAUCUCUUCGUUCUCGAAUGAAAAAGAAGUCAAAAGUCGAUGUUGACAACAAUGAAGACGAACAGCCCAAUGCAUCAGAUAACUGCAAUGAGAAACAAGAGAAAAAGAAGAAACCAGCAGUUCGUAUAAAAAAACCUAAAAUCCUUCAAGAAAAAACCCUUGAAGAUCCAACACAAGUUCCACCUAUACCUGGUAUUCCAUUAGAACCGUUAGCAAAACAAAAACGACAACCAGCACAAGAGCGUAUUUUUAAAGAAAUAACAGCGAUUAAUGAACGAAUAGCUUCGUUAAUUCAAGUGAGACAAAUGGGUUUGGCGACGGUGGAGAACAGGAAACAAUUGAAACAGUUAAUUAAAGAUCGAAAUACGAAAGGAUUUGAAUUAAAACGGCUUCAAUCGAAGCAACGCUCAUCGAGUAGAUAUCGCGUGAAAAAAAAACAAAUCGUCCAACAUUUGUUUGAAACUAAACCUGAAUUACAUCCUCAACUAAAUAAACUUUAUCGACGUACCACUGGCCGGCCACGAGUUGAGGAAUAUUGUCCAGAUUUAUUACAAAUGAUCGAAGAAAUAGCGAAAGUCGGUGGUGCAAGUGAUGGUCGGCGUCAAACAGAAAUCAUUCGUCCUUGUUUAACAUUAGACGAUUUACGUGAAAAACUCAAACAACGUGGUUAUGAUAUCAAACGAACAACACUCUAUUAUCGUUUGUUACCUCAUCGUGCGAAAUCGAUCGAUGGUCGUCGACAUGUUUACACAGUUCCUGUUCGUCUUCGUCGUGCACAAAAUGAUGAACAUGGCAAACAUGAAGAUGGUCAUUUUGCCACAGCAACAAUUCGUUAUAUGAAGGAUUUAGCAUCGAUCUUUGGUAACGAUUGUGUGUUCUAUUUAUCACAAGAUGAUAAAUGUAAAGUUCCAAUUGGUCUACCAGCUGCACGUGCUCAGGCACCGAUGUUAAUGCAUUUGGAUUAUCGAAUACGUUUGCCGGAUCAUGAUUGGACAGUUGCUCCACGUCAUCAGUUGACACCGAGUGUUUAUGCUGCUUGUCUUUUGUCUGAAGAUGGAGAUUUGGGUUAUUCCGGACCAACUUAUGUCGCUAUUCGAUCGGCUAAACAUGAUCUAUCCAGUGCAGAAUCGCAUGGCAUUGAUUUUGAUCGAUUAGUUGGUUUGAAAGAAUUUGAAAAAGCUGCACGCGACGAAACUGGACAAGUCAAGCCGAUUGUUAUUGUUACUGUCGACGGAGGUCCUGAUGAAAAUCCACGAUUUCCGAAAACACUUGUAGCGAGUAUUAGAAAAUUUAAGAAAUACAAUUUAGAUGCUUUGUUUUGUCUUACUCAUGCUCCUGGUCAAUCAGCUUACAACAUUGUUGAACGUCGCAUGGCACCAUUAUCGCAUGAUUUAGCUGGUCUAAUUCUUCCACACGAUCAUUUCGCUGGACAAAUCCUAGCAGAAACAUGGAAUCAGUCCGUUAUUGAUGGCUUUCCAUGUGUAGCGGAGUACAUUAAUCCACCGGCAACAUCCGAUGAUGAACGACGACAAAUCGAUACAAAAAUUGUCAUGGAUGAACUUUUACGACAGAUUUGUGCCGAAGAAGAAGCAGAAGAAGGACACGAGUUUCGUGUUUCAGCACGAGAUGAGUACUAUCAAGAAAAUGCUCGUCAAGCACGAGAGAAAACUGGUGAACAACCAAAAUAUGACAUUGACGAGUAUUGGUGUGCAAUGCAUGUUCUACAAACCCAAUAUACAUUACAAAUAAUUCGUUGUAAUUCUGUCGAAUGCUGUGGACCGUGGAGAUCAAACUAUGUGGAAAUAUUUCCUCAUCGUUUUUUGCCCGCACCUGUUCCAUUUGAACGAACACCGUAUGGAAUUCGAAUGGCUGAUCGAGAUUAUCAACGAGGACAAUUUUAUGGAUCUUUAUUUCAACGAAUUCAAUUUCAUGGCGUUGUCAUUCAACAUACACAAAAUGAAAUGAUACCAUUUGAUUACUGUUGUUCAUCGGUUAAAAAAGAACUAAAAAAACGGACAUGUAAAGUAUGUAAUCAAUACAUUCCGUCGGCAUAUCGAAUGAAAAAUCAUUAUAAAAUUCAUGCUCAACAUUAUGAUGAUGAUUAUGAUCAUGAGCAAGAUGAUACACUAGCGCCAUCUGUCGAAACUGGUGUAACAACAACAACCUCGACUCCGGCGUUUAAAAGUGAAAUGAUCAAUUGGUUACGAUCGGAUUUCGAUGACUUUGACUUAGACUCGUCAUCAAAAGCGGCAAGUGAUCGAGUAACACGCAAUAUGAGAAAACUACGUGUCGAAGAUGGAAAAGAUGAAGAAGACUGGAUUCAUGUCGAAUAA
Adineta ricciae is the source of this 2583-nucleotide messenger RNA. The record is from the annotation of a GenBank genome assembly. NCBI's taxonomy places the organism in Eukaryota, Metazoa, Rotifera, Eurotatoria, Adinetida, Adinetidae.